This is a messenger RNA of Trichoderma aggressivum f. europaeum, 468 nucleotides long. RefSeq lists its product as uncharacterized. The transcript has a single exon. The coding region runs from base 1 to 468 and encodes 155 amino acids. The record is from RefSeq and is a predicted model, not a curated record. Lineage: Eukaryota; Fungi; Ascomycota; Sordariomycetes; Hypocreales; Hypocreaceae.
AUGCCUGCUACUCGACUGCCCGUCAUACUUGCUGGUCCGCCCUUGAGUGACCGGGAGGCCAUCGCUGAUGCCGUCUACCGCACUACGGCCUCUAUUGACCACGCCGACGAAGAGCUUUACUGGUCGGCCGUGACCGAUGACAUAUAUGCUGAAGUCGCCGGCACAACAGUCAGCAGCGCGCAAGAAUUAAAGACCAAAGUUUGGGACAAUGUCAUCAAAGUCGACACCAUCCACUACCUGAGCAAUAUUCGCAUUAGCAUCGAUACGCCAACAACAGCCCGUGUGACAUUCACGUCCCUCGCUCAGCACUGCCGCCACGGUAAAGGGUUUGAGCCUGGCCCUAACAAGUUCACCACCGGCGCAAUCUUCAACUGUGACGCCGUCAAAGUUGGUGAUAUUUGGAAGAUGAAGUCGUGGAAGGCGAACCAUGUCUGGGGCGAUGGUGACCCGUCCGUCAUGGUUGUUUAG